Molecule: messenger RNA, 276 nt
Organism: Saxophila tyrrhenica
Lineage: Eukaryota; Fungi; Ascomycota; Dothideomycetes; Mycosphaerellales; Extremaceae
Gene: TIM13
Product: protein translocase subunit
Exons: 2
Coding region: 1-276 (91 amino acids)
Source: RefSeq, a predicted model, not a curated record
AUGGCCGACCCUAAGCAACAAGUAAUGGACCAAGUCCGACAACAAGCCGCUCUCUCCAACGCCAGAUUACUUGUCGAAAAACUCAACGAACACUGCUUCGAGCGCUGCGUCCCCAAACCCGGCAGUUCACUCUCCUCAUCAGAAUCCACCUGCUAUACCUACUGCAUGGAGAAGUACAUGCAAGCGUGGAACACGGUUUCGAAGCAGUACAUUGGACACGUGCAGAGAGGGGCUGGCGGUGCUGGAGCGGGUGCAGGGGCUUUUGGAGGAUUAUGA